Messenger RNA from Manis javanica (Malayan pangolin), 4737 nucleotides. The record is from RefSeq and is a predicted model, not a curated record. Lineage: Eukaryota; Metazoa; Chordata; Mammalia; Pholidota; Manidae.
GUGCCUCCCAGUACCACGCCACAGUCUCCAGCCCGGUGAGAGCCCAGCGGGGCUGGCAGAUAAUACUCAUCUGUGCUUUGAAACAGAGAGCUGUCAACCAAAGAGGCCACUUGACACACACGUAUCACGUGCACUUCAGGCCUUCUAAAGGCAAUGGUGAAAGAAAAGAAAAGACUGGACAGAAAGGGGGACAAGCCUGCCCGCUCUCCCUCCGCACUCUCGGAUUAUCCAGAGUUCUCCAAACAAGACGGGGAUGCCACCAGGCAAGAAGGUGCUGUCCGGCUGGGAAUGCAGCUCAGUGGAGCAGAAUCCAAAAAGGAGUCCCAAAACCACCAUCAGGGUGAAGGUGCCACUCAAUAUGAAGAGCCCGUUCUGACCAAGCUCAUAGUUGAAAGCUACGAAGGGGAAAAAGUCCAUGGACUCUAUGAGGGAGAAGGCUUUGCAGUCUUUCAAGGCGGUUGUACCUACCAUGGUAUGUUUUCAGAAGGACUCAUGCAUGGACAAGGGACUUAUAUUUGGGCCGACGGAUUGAAGUAUGAGGGAGACUUUGUGAAGAACAUUCCCAUGAGCCACGGCGUGUACACAUGGCCAGACGGCAGCACCUAUGAGGGAGAAGUGGUGAGCGGCAUAAGGAAUGGAUUCGGCACAUUCAAGUGCAGCACGCAGCCCGUGUCCUACGUUGGGCACUGGUGCCAUGGCAGGAGACAUGGGAAGGGCUCCAUUUAUUACAAUCAAGAGGGCACCUCUUGGUACGAGGGAGACUGGGUGUACAACAUCAGGAAGGGAUGGGGCAUCAGAUGUUACAAAUCCGGAAAUAUAUAUGAAGGUCAGUGGGAAAACAAUAUGCGCCAUGGGGAAGGCAGGAUGAGAUGGCUGACAACUAAUGAAGAGUACACUGGUCAGUGGGUGAAGGGGGUCCAGAAUGGCUUUGGAACACACAUAUGGUUUCUAAAGAGAAUCCCUACUUCCCAGUAUCCUUUGAGAAAUGAAUACAUAGGAGAGUUUGUAAAUGGAUAUCGUCAUGGCCAUGGAAAGUUUUACUAUGCCAGUGGAGCCAUGUAUGAGGGAGAAUGGGUUUUCAAUAAGAAACAUGGCAUGGGCCGAUUAACUUUCAAGAAUGGGCAUGUGUAUGAUGGCCCAUUUUCCAGUGACCACAUAGUGGAGUUUCCAAAUCCUGAAGUUGAAUCGAUAAGUCACAUGGACCAGUCUUCAGAAUCUGCUGCCAGGAGCUGGUCCCAAGGGCCUUCCUGCAUCGGUGCUGAAAUUAUCAGAAAGCAUGACGGUAGUGAAAGUAACUCCGUAUUAGGAUCGAGCAUUGAGCUGGACCUGAGCUUGCUGCUAAACAAGUACCCUGAGAAAGACCAACCAGAGGAAAGGAGGCAGGUAGAAUAUGCUAUCUUAAGAAAUAUUACAGAAUUAAGAAGAAUCUAUAACUUUUACAGCAGCCUAGGAUGUGAUCACUCUAUGGAUAACACCUUUCUGAUGACAAAGCUUCACUUCUGGAGGUUUCUAAAGGACUGCAGACUUCAUCACCAUAACAUGACUCUUGCUGAUAUGGACAGGGUAUUAAGUGCCAAUAAUGACAUACCAGCUGAAGAAAUCCAUUCUCCAUUUACAACAAUACUUUUGAGAAUGUUUCUGAAUUACCUCCUGCAGUUGGCUUACCACAUUCAUCACAAAGAAUACCAAAGUAGAAGCCCAUCGCUCUUUUUGUGUUUUACAAAACUGAUGGCUGAGAAUAUUCAUCCAAAUGCUUGCUGUGUAAAAGGUAUCUUAUUCAGUGGGCAGCAGCGGACGCUCUACUCGAUGAACUACAUUGAUAAGUGCUGGGAGAUUUAUGUGGCGUACUGCAGGCCAAGUGCAGCACCUCCCCACGAGCUUACGAUGAAGAUGAGACAUUUCCUCUGGAUGUUGAAGGACUUUAAAAUGAUAAAUAAAGGAUUAACAGCAACCAAAUUUGUGGAGCUCAUAGCAGAGGACAACCCUUCCUUGGAUGACGGCAUUGACAGCAACUUUGAACUUGAGCUGGUUUUCCUGGAAUUCUUUGAAGCUCUCUUAAGCUUUGCAGUCAUCUCUGUCACUGACCAAAGGACAAAAUCCUACUUAAAUAUUCCACAUGAUGACUUGCCUGGAAACAAACAUGGAAGUGUUUACACAGUAACAAAUCAGAAAUCCUCUGUGUUGGUGCUCACUUCUGACUCCCAGAACAGGAGUCCUUGUGCAGUAACAAGCCAGGAAUCAGAUAUACCCUAUGACAGCACCAAGUCAUCUUCAAGCAAGUUAGCACCCUUGCUUGGCAUCAGCAAAAUAAGUAAAUCAGAGCUCACGGUCAGGAAGUCCCCAAGUGAUGAAAUAAUUCCCAAAAUGAAAUGUAAGUCUUCAGGAAAAGGGCUAACCUUUCUAUCUCAAAAUGAGACAGAAGAAAAACCCAAGGAUGAACAAAAGGAGAAACUCAAUAUGUGGAUCAAUAAUGUGUAUACCUUCUUUGUGAACACGCUCUUCCAGGCACAUAAGCAUGAAGAAACUCUCAAGGAGAAAGUAAAGGAAGACAGGUCACAAGCCACAGCAAUGGCCCAACAAAGGAAAAUUGAAAAUGAUGCGCUGGAAGCAAGGCUGAAUAGCUUGAGAGAGGAAGAGGCCAAGAGACAAGGCUAUGAGGUUGACAUCACUGUGGUCACAGAACUGGUGGAUACCCCAUCCUUGAACUUCAUGCCCAGCCCCCCUAAAGAGGACAUAGUGGUAUCCCAAGCCAGCAAGUCCGCCCCAAGUACGAAAAAGAAAAAGUAGAGAUUACUGGUUUGUAAGUGGGCCAGAAGAAUAAGCAGGUGUAAAGGAGUUUAGAACCAAAGCAUACUACCCAAUUUCCUAACUAAUAAAGUUAUUAGAAGUACAGCACAGUGUUUUGGAAAUAUGACUACCUGGGCACACUGUGUGUCGUUUCUUAUGUGGUUGGAUCAUUGAAAUGCCUGUGUUUUGAAAACUGAGCUGAGUGAAAUACAAGCAUAUGGGCGCAUUCAUUGUUUUUUAAAAAGCCAAAGUAUUGGUGUUAAGUUAAGAAUCUCAUAGCGCCAAUCAGAAGACAGUAGGAGUGGAUCAAAUUUUUAAACAUUUCCUUAGGUCCCCUUCCCCCAGCCUAGAAUGCCACCCCAGCCCCUUGUGACCACCCUGUGUCCAGAUCCUACCCGUGUCCUCCACGUGUAGCCUCUCGCCGGGCUCCUUCCCUGGCUCUCUCCCACCACGUCCCAAGGAGUGCAAACACCACCACACGGCCAGGAGGCCAAACAACAGGAACAGGGGCCAGUAUGCACUUGGCAGUUAAGGGAGUACUUUAGUCUGUUAGAAAAUGCUAUGCUAAUAAUGUGUUAAAUUUCAGGGUAGCUACCAAAAGCAUAAACAUACAACCUACAACUUCCAAGCUAGCAGGAGAAAGAAACUAUUAUCCCACAAAAAGCUGGAAAAAGGGAAAACUACAAAGCACAAAGGUGGAAUCAGAUGAUGCAUAAGAUGGCAGAAGUACAAACAUACCAGUAGUCACCCAUGUGAGCAGGUCAAACUCACCUCUUCCUCCCCUGCCCCUCAAAUCCCGAGAUAAUGAUUAAAUCAGAACAAUCAAAAUUUACUUCAGUGUUUCUCUUUACAAGGAAAACAUCUUAAACAAAACGAGACAGAAGGGAUGAAAAUAAAGAUACAGAAAAAGAUACACCAGGAAAAUCUAAUAAAGAUGACUGGAAUAGCACACAAUAUUAAAAACAAAAAACAGAAUUUAAAGCAAAUAUCUGCAUAAUAGAGAUAAAAGUAAAAAUGAUAAAAGGACCAAUAACUAAGGAGAUACAUUAUACAUUAUUCAUGCACAUCUUACACACCAGCCUUUCAAAAACAGUGUUACAGUGAAGAAAACUACAGUCAUGAUGGAAGAAACAGACCAGGAAGAGAAACAUCUGGUAAGGUUAAAACUUAACAGUCUGAACUAACACACACAGUUAGAAACCAGAGUGCAACAGAGGAUAAACAGACAAAAACACAGAAUGUACCUUAGGUUGAGAUGUGCCAUUUCAAAUGCUGCAUCAGAGACCACGAUCUAAUGCACUGCAAUUAAUAAGUCAGCAACGAACACAUACAAUAAAGCAAGCCUGCAUCACUGGAAACUAGAACAACCUUCAGUAACUCAUGGGUUAGUGGGAAAUCAUAAUGGAAAUUGUGAAUUAUGCAAGAGAGGCUGUGCACUGAUGGGUUCCUCUCUCCCUGAACUUAGCAGGCUCCUGCAGGUUGGGGAAUUGCUGUGGAGAGCCCUCUUAGGGCCCAGGUAGUCCCAGUUUUACCAGACCAUGCCUGGCUAGUUUUCACCAAAACUCUGGGAUGGCCAGACCACCAACAGUCAGGUGAAGUUAGAGAAAAUGCUCAGCUGUGAAAUGCACGCAGCUGCGGUGACUUGGGAGGCCUCCAUGACAGAUGAAGGAAGCGCUAUGUUCAGGCCACCCUGGCAUGCUUUCAGGAAGUUCUGUGUGUUAUCUGUGGUCUGAGAAUCAAGCUAGUACUCAACAUAAAAACCAACUUAGCAACUACUUUGAGCAAAUGCCUCAUAGUUUUUCACUUCAGGUCUAGUGACUGGAGUAUGGACCCCCAACUCUGAACUCCACUGCUUGAACAUCCCCCCAAGGAUGAGCCAGGGGCUUCCUGGCUAGUGUAGUCUACAAACAAGCAACAAGAGGGAGACUCAAUACAAACAAGAAUUUCAAA